AUGGGUGGAGCACCAGCCGGGCCUGCGGGUACAGGAAAAACUGAGACUACCAAAGACAUGGGAAAGUCUCUUGGAAAAUAUGUGGUGGUGUUUAAUUGCUCCGAUCAAAUGGACUACCGAGGAUUAGGUCGUAUUUUUAAAGGUUUAGUGCAUUCAGGAACAUGGGGUUGUUUCGACGAGUUCAACCGCAUUGAGCUGCCAGUACUUUCAGUGGCUGCCCAACAAAUAUACACUGUGUUUAGCGCGCGUAAAUUCAAAAAAGAAAUAUUCACUUUUAGGUAUGACGUUGUUCCCUUGAAUCCAGAAUUCGCCAUAUUUCUAACAAUGAAUCCUGGGUAUGCUGGACGUCAGGAAUUACCGGAAAAUUUAAAAGUCCUUUUUAGAAGCGUCGCUAUGAUGGUGCCCGAUCGACUGAUAAUAAUACGAGUGAAAUUAGCAGCCUGUGGUUUUAAAAAUAACCAAUUUUUGUCUAAAAAAUUCUUCAUUUUAUAUGAACUAUGCGAAGAACAAUUGAGUAAACAGGUGCAUUAUGAUUUUGGGCUACGUAAUAUACUAGCUGUAUUGCGUACACUUGGUACUCAAAGAAGAAGUAACCCGAACGAAUCGGAAGAAACAAUACUUAUGAGAGUGCUAAAAGGCAUGAAUGUUUCAAAGUUGAUUGAUCAAGAUGAAACGAUAUUUUUGUCUUUGAUUGAAGAUUUGUUUGUCGGUAUGAAAUCAAGUUCGUCGACUUAUAAAGACCUACAAACAGCAAUAGUAGCCACGUGUGCUGAGUUAUCACUGGUCAAUCAUCCAACUUGGAAUUUAAAAAUUGUUCAAGUAUAUGAAACAUCAUUAGUUCGACAUGGAUUGAUGAUACUAGGACCCACUGGAUCUGGUAAAACGGCAGCAAUACAUUGCCUUUUAUCAUCCUUAACAAAAACUGGUUUAUCACAUUUCGAAUACCGUAUGAAUCCUAAAUCAAUAACAGCUUCACAAAUGUUUGGAAGGCUAGAUGUAUCAACUAACGAUUGGACCGAUGGUAUAUUUUCGACACUAUGGAGAAAAACAUUGAAAUUGGAGUCGCACCAGUAUUGUUGGAUUGUUUUGGAUGGGCCAGUAGAUGCGGUGUGGAUAGAAAAUUUAAAUUCCGUUUUAGACGACAAUAAAACACUUACCUUAGCUAAUGGUGACCGAAUUGUAAUGGCUCCUAAUGCUAAGCUUUGUUUUGAACCAGACAAUGUAGACAAUGCUUCCCCAGCUACAAUAUCUAGGAUGGGAAUGACGUUUUUCUCAUCCACUGUAUUGCCGUGGAAAGCAGCAUUUCAGGGAUGGGGAAAAAGAAAACCAAUAUUACUUUUCAAUUGUUUUCAAAAACUUUUUGAUAAUACUUACGAUGAAUUAUUGAAAAUGCUUCAAUCUAAGCUUACUCCUAAGAUGAGUUUGUUAGAAGCUCAUUACAUUCAUCAAACUUGUGAUAUACUUGAUGGACUUUUGAAAAUGUUUCCUGAAAAAUUAUCAGAGAUUAUAUUAUCACGUUUAUAUACUUUUGCAAUAAUGUGGAGUAUUGCUGCUGUAUUAGAAUCAGUAGACCGAAAAUCACUUGAGAAUUUCAUAAUAACAACGCUGAAAGAAAAAAUGAAUUUGCCAAAUCUUCAUUCAGAAGAAUCAAUUUACGAUUUCACAAUUUCAACAAAAGGUGAAUGGCAGCAUUGGGGAUUAUUAAUAGACGACUAUACAUAUCCUAAUGAUUAUAUCCCAGUUUAUGGCGACAUAUUAGUACCCAAUUUGGACAACGUUCGAACAAUAUUUUUGAUAAAAUUAAUUGCAAAUCAAGAAAAAAACGUUCUGUUAAUUGGAGAACAAGGUACUGCUAAAACCGUAAUGAUAAAGAGUUACAUGCAAGAUUUUGAUCCAGAAACAAGACUGAGCAAAAUGUUAAACUUUUCAUCAGCUACCACUCCAAAUAUGUUUCAAAACACUGUAGAGGGUUACGUAGAGAAAAGAUUUGGUAAUACUUAUGGUCCACCAGGCAAUCGAAAAAUGACAAUAUUCAUUGAUGACAUAAACAUGCCGAUCAUUAACGAUUGGGGUGAUCAAGUUACCAAUGAAAUAACUCGUCAGCUUUUAGAAGACAAAGGUUUCUUUUCUUUAACGAAACCCGGAGAUUAUAUUAAUAUUGCUGGAGUCAAUAUGCUGGGCGCUAUGAUACACCCAGGGGGUGGUCGAAAUGAUAUACCACCUAGGCUAAAGAGACAGUUCUGCAUAUUUAACUGUACAUUACCAUCAGAUAAGUCCAUGGACAAAAUAUUUGGUGCUUUAGGAUGUGGAUAUUUUUGCAUUGAACGUUUUAACCAAGAGAUAGUUGCACUUGUUCCAUCGUUGGUGACACUAACUCGAAUUGUGUGGCAGAAGAUCAAACAAAAAUUAUUACCAACUCCAGCUAAUUUCCAUUACGUUUUCAACUUGAGAGAUUUAUCAAGAGUUUGGGAAGGAAUGUUACAGAUAUACACAGAAGAGUGUCCAAACAUUGCUACCUUAUUAAAAUUAUGGUGUCAUGAACUACAGCGGGUCAUAUUCGAUAAGCUUACGAGUACUAUGGACAAAAAUUGGUUCACGGAAACUGUUAAAACCAGCGCAGGAGAUUUUCUAGCACCAGAAAUAUUUCAACUAUUCCCGGAUGAAAUGAGCUCAAAUUUAUUUGUAGAUUUUAUGGGUGACGUAGCCGAAGAAACCGGUGAUGAGCCUGAUGAUUAUGAAUCCGACAAUCCUAAAAUAUACGAACUUAUUGAUAAUUUCGAAGUAUUAGAAGCUAGAAUGUUAAUGUACAUGAAUCAAAUGAACGAGGUAGUAAAUGGAUCAUCAAUGGAUUUAGUAUUUUUCAAAGAUUGUAUACUCCAUCUUGUUAUUAUAUCUCGUAUACUAAGAAUACCCCGUGGAAACGGUUUACUUGUGGGUAUUGGUGGUUCUGGACGAAGAUCAGUAACUACUUUAGCAUCAUUUAUUGCUAAUUAUUUCCAGUAUUCAAUUUUCCUUACCAGAUCAUAUGGUAUUAAUAAUUUCUUGGAUGAUUUAAGAUUACUUUAUAGAAAAGCUGGAUUCGAAGGAUUAAAAACUACUUUCGUUUUUACCGACAAUGAUAUAAAAGAUGAAGCUUUCUUAGAAUAUAUUAAUAAUAUAUUAAGCUCGGGAGAAAUAGCCAGUUUAUUCCCCAAAGAAGAACUUGAAGAAAUGUUAAACAAUUUAAUGCCAAUUUUCAAAAAGAAAAACCCCAAAGCCAUUCCAACUUUAGACAAUUUAUAUGAAUUUUUCAUUAAACAGGCUAUGAAUAACUUACAUUUAGUUCUAUGUUUUUCACCGAUUGGCGAAAGUUUCCGAUUACGUUCACUGAAAUUUCCCGGUAUCAUAUCCGGUUGCAUUAUCGAUUGGUAUACCGCGUGGCCAUAUGAUGCAUUGCUAGGAGUUUCUCGUCAUUUCCUACAUGACUUUCCUAUGGUUUGCACGGUAGAAGAAAAAGAAUCAAUUAUAGAAUCGCUAGGUGAAAUACACGAUAACGUCGCCAAAGAUUGCAUUAGUUAUUUUCAAAGAUUUCGUCGGCAAAUAUUUGUUACCCCAAAAUCAUUCCUCCUGUUUGUAAAUGGUUAUAAAGUUUUAUACACAAAAAACAAUGCAACAAUUGAAGAAAUGAAAAUGCAACGAAUAUUAGGGCUAGAAAAACUUGCUGAUGCCUCAGUACAAGUAGCAAGGUUAAAAGAAGAAUUGAUAGAAAAAGAAAAAGAAUUAAUUGUUGCAACAGCAGCUAGCACAGAAGUUACGACCAAAGUAAAUAUAGUUGUAAAAGCAGCAGAAAAGAGUGGAGCCGAGGUUGCAGUGGUGAAAGAUCGAGCUUCGGAAAUAUUGAAAAUAAUUUCAAAAGAAAAAAAAGUGGCUGAAAUUAAACUUGCUAAGGCUCAACCUGCCUUAGAUGCCGCUGAAGCAGCUCUAUUGACUAUUAAUGCAGCUGAUAUAGGAACAAUAAGAAAAUUAGGUAGUCCACCUUACCUGAUUACAUUGAUUAUGGAUUGUACGCUCAUACUAUUUCGACGUAAAGUUGAAAAAGUCAUACCAGACUUUGAAAAAUCGUUUUUAGAACCUAACUGGAAAGAAUCGCUAAAAUUGAUGUCUGACUUAAAAUUUCUCACUUAUCUUAAAAAUUUUGAGAAAGAUAAGAUUAAUAGAGAAACAGUGGACUUAUUACAACCCUAUUUUAAUUAUAAGGACUAUACUUUUGACAAAGCUAAAAGUGCUUGCGGAAAUGUUGCUGGUCUUCUUAGUUGGACGUUAGCUAUGAUUGAUUUUUUUAACGUAAACAAAGAAGUACUUCCAUUGAAAGCUAAUUUAGUUAAACAAGAAGCCAAAUUCAGUAAGGCAAAAGAAGAAUUGGCAGAAGCGGAAGCAAUCGCUUAUGAAAAGAAUAAGGAGCUAUUUGAAGCGAAACGAAAGUUGAAUAUAGCUCUUAACUCACAAAAAGCAGUUCAAGACGAAGGUAAUAAAUGUAAAUAUAAAAUGGAGUCAGCUACAGCACUUAUUGAGGGCUUAGAAGGAGAAAGAAAGAGAUGGACGCAGCAGCUAGCUGGAUUUAAUAUGGAAAUUAAAAACUCAUUGGGAGACAUUGUUCUCCUUACAGGCUUUUUAUCGUAUUCUGGGCCAUUUAACCAAGAAUAUAGAAAAUAUUUAAUGCAAUCGUGGAAUCAAAAGUUAAUUCAGAAGAAUAUUCCAAAAUCUCCCAAUUUAAAUGUGACAGAUAAAUUGGCCGAUGCUCCUACGAUAAGUGAAUGGAAUCUCCAAGGGCUGCCGAAUGAUGAACUAUCAACUCAAAACGGUAUAAUUGUUACAAAAUCGUCAAAAUUUACUAUUAUGAUUGAUCCACAAAGUCAAGGGAUAUCUUGGAUUAAAAAUAAAGAAGCAAUAAACGAUAUAAAAAUUACUUCUUUUGAUGAUAAAUACUUUAGAAAUCAUCUUGAAGACUGUGUAUCAUUCGGAAAACCGUUACUAAUCCAAGAUAUAUUACAAGAUGUAGAUCCAGUUAUAAAUAAUAUUUUGGAGAAAAACUAUUAUAAAGUUGGUAGAAGUCUGAAAGUGUUACUUGGAGAUAAAGAAGUUGAUGUAAGUGAACAUUUUCGUCUAUAUCUCACUUCAAAACUUAGUAAUCCAUCAUAUCCACCGGAGCUCUAUGCUCGAUGUGCAGUGAUUGACUUUACUGUGACUAUGAAAGGUUUAGAAGAUCAAUUAUUGAGUAGAGUGAUCGAAACUGAGAAAAAAGAACUAGAACAAGAGCGUAUAGAAUUGAUCGCAGAAGUGACUUCUCAAAAACGAAAAAUGCAAAAAUUAGAGCACGAUCUUUUAGUAAAAUUAACCACUGUAAAAGGAUCGUUAGUAGACGACGAAACGGUUUUAUACACGUUAAAUAAAACGAAAGAUACGGCUAUGGAUGUUAGUGAAAAAUUAGAGGUGGCAAAUGAGACACAAAUCAAAAUUGGUUUGAUGCGUGAAAAUUAUCGUUCGAUAGCAACUCGUGGAUCUGUGUUAUACUUUUUAAUUGUAGAAAUUGGAAUGGUCAAUCCUAUGUACCAGAAUUCAUUGCAACAGUUCUUAGAACAAUUUGAUUUGUCAUUAGCCAAUUCCCAGAAAUCUAUAUCACUUGAUCGCAGGAUCAAAAAUAUAAUCGAAUACUUAACAUUUGCUAUAUUCAAAUACAAGUGUCGUGGUUUGUACGAGAUUCACAAAACACUUUUCACCAUUCUCGUAGCGUUGAAAAUAGAUAUUGACAUGGGAAGAAUUACAAGAAAUCAAUUUGAAUAUUUUAUUAAAGGCGGCGCUUCAACUGAUAUUAACUCAAUCAGGCCCAAACCUUUUGAUUGGAUGACCGACAUUUGUUGGAUGAAUUUAACUGCAUUACAAGCUCUUCCGCCGUUCGAUGAAAUAUUAACAAUGGUAGAAAAAAAUGGCUCUGCGUGGAAAAAUUGGUAUGAAAGUAGUAGUCCUGAAACAGAAAUAAUGCCAAAUAAUUUGCAUACUAUUAGUGUAUUUGAAAAAUUAUUGGUUAUACGAGCGUGGUGUCCAGAUAGAACUUUAAACCAAGCAUUUACUUACGUCGCGGAAUCAUUGGGACCACAGUUUGUCGAAACGGUGAUGUUUGACAUCGAAGAAAUGUACCUGUCAUCACGAAGUGAUACACCUUUGAUAUGUUUUCUAAGCAUGGGUUCGGAUCCUAGCGAUCUUAUAGAGAAAACUGCCAAAAAAAUGGAAAUACUAUUCAAUUCCGUAUCUAUGGGCCAGGGUCAAGAAGUACACGCCGAGAGACUUAUAAAGCAAUGUGCAAUCGAUGGAGGAUGGGUAUUACUUCAAAAUUGCCAUUUAUGUUUGAACUUUAUGCAAGAAACAUAUGAAUAUAUAUAUAAUAGUGUUUCAUCGUCAAAUCAAUCGAGCUUUAGGAUUUGGAUAACUACAGAAGUUCAUCCAAAAUUCCCGAUAUCACUUCUACAAAUAUCUGUGCAUUUUACGUACGAACCACCAGAAGGAUUACGAGCUGGUUUAAUGAGAACAUAUAACAACAUGGGAGAUGAAACGUUGGGUUAUUCAAACAUACCUCAAUACAGACCAAUACUUUACGUAAUUUCUUUCCUUCACUCAGUCGUACAAGAGCGUAGAAAAUUUGGGCCCGUCGGAUGGAACAUUCCCUAUGAGUUCAAUACAUCGGAUUGGUACUCGUCAACUUUGUACUUACAAAAGAUGGUUGACGAUAUGAAUGCAAAUUCUCCAAUUGACUGGAUCGCUCUCAGGUACAUGAUAGCCGAGGUACAUUAUGGCGGCCGUGUAACCGAUGACUAUGACCGACGAUUAUUAAACAAUUUUACCGAACUUUGGUUUACUGACAGUAUUUUUGACGAAGCAUUUUGUUUCUAUAAAGGAUACAACAUAUUGGAUCACGAAGUAUUGUCAAAAUAUUUGUUAGCAAUCGAAGAAAUGCCAUUUAAGGAUCCACCUCAGUCGUGUGGACUUCAUCCAAACACCGACAUCACAUAUCAAACUAAUAUUGCUCAAGAAAUGUUUGAUACUAUAACAUUGAUUCAACCAAAGGGAUCUAGUGGUGGAAGUGAAGUGACAAGGGAAGAAAUGGUUUACAACAUGUCUAAAGAAUUGUUAGAUAAACUUCCGCUUGUUUUCAAUAUGUUUGAAAUCAAAGGAAGAUUGAAUAUAAUGGGUCCUACGCAACCCAUGAACAUAUUUUUAGGACAAGAAAUCGACCGUAUUCAAAAAGUUAUUGAAAUAGUUAAAAGUACCUUGGAAGACCUUUUAUUGGCAAUCGACGGAAUAAUCAUAAUGAACGAAGUUUUGACCGAGACGUUGGAUUAUUUAUACGAUGGCCGUAUUCCAGGACAUUGGUUAAAGGUAUCUUGGACGUCGUCGACAAUAGGUUUUUGGUACAUGGAGUUGCUAAAUCGACACAGUCAAAUAUCUUUGUGGGUGUUCAGAGAAAAGCCGCGUUUGUUUUGGAUGACAGGAUUUUUCAACCCUCAAGGGUUUUUAACAGCGAUGAAACAAGAAAUAUCUAGAACUCAUAAAGGUUGGACUCUGGAUAACGUAGCACUUCAAAACGAAGUAUUGGUUCAUUAUAAAACCGACAUCACCACCUCUCCUUUGGAAGGCGUCUACGUACAUGGACUAUUUUUGGACGGAGCGGGAUGGAACCGAAAAGAUAGAGUACUUCAGGAAUCACUGCACAAGAUCAUGUUUACGGAAAUGCCCGUCGUUUACAUGUUUGCGAUAAAUUUGCUCCAAAGCAAGCGGGCAGUAGGUUAUCCGUGUCCAGUUUAUAAAAAACCGAAAAGAACCGGAUUGACAUAUGUGUGUGAACUAUGCUUGAUGACUCCGCCAAACGCACCACCAACACACUGGAUAUUAAGAGGAGUAGCUCUUCUUUGCGAUAUAAAAUAA
Sipha flava (yellow sugarcane aphid) is the source of this 7956-nucleotide messenger RNA. Its product is annotated as dynein heavy chain 8, axonemal-like. Gene Ontology annotation, biological process: microtubule-based movement. Lineage: Eukaryota; Metazoa; Arthropoda; Insecta; Hemiptera; Aphididae. Gene Ontology annotation, cellular component: dynein complex. The record is from RefSeq and is a predicted model, not a curated record. Gene Ontology annotation, molecular function: dynein light intermediate chain binding; ATP hydrolysis activity; dynein intermediate chain binding.